This is a messenger RNA of Halichondria panicea, 649 nucleotides long. RefSeq lists its product as uncharacterized. The record is from RefSeq and is a predicted model, not a curated record. NCBI's taxonomy places the organism in Eukaryota, Metazoa, Porifera, Demospongiae, Suberitida, Halichondriidae. The transcript has a single exon. Bases 81 to 488 code for a protein of 135 amino acids.
AGCUAGAAAAAAAACAUUUAGUACUGCGGUCAGAACAAAAAAAUCACAAAACUCGGCAGCUAAACGAUUGAUUCUUAAACAUGAAGGUGGCUAUUCUCAUCCUGGCAUUGGUUGCCCUCACAGCCAGUGUGGCUUACGCUGCUCCUGUUGAAGAGACAGAGCUUGAAGCUAUGCUUCAAGAUGUUUUCGGAUCUCAACAAACAGAAGACGACACCGCAGACGAAACACUUUUAGAGAAGCUAAUGCAACAAGAAACAGCUGCAGAGCAAGACAAGGAGUCUAUUCUCGCUCAAAUUCAAGAAGAACAAAUUGAUGCUGUGCUGCAAGAGUUUUUUGCAGAAGAGCAAGUACCAGCUGAACUGCAAGGAUGGUUCAAGAGGAAGCUCAAACAGGCAGGAAAGUAUCUCAAGAAAAACAAAUCAAAGAUUAUCGACACAGGUAUCAAGUAUGGACUUAAGUAUGGACUCAAGCGUCUAUUCGGCGGCUAGGAAAUAAACAAGAGAACUGACAAGAGACAGAUGACUUAAGUUCAUAUUACGAAUUUUGCCUAGUACACAUAAUUUUGUAGCUUAUAACAAUUAGCACAGUGUUGAGAUAACACUCAAUAUUAUUAGGACCUGAGGGGCUUCAUUGAUUACAUCAAAAAUAA